This is a messenger RNA of Stylonychia lemnae, 1614 nucleotides long. Lineage: Eukaryota; Ciliophora; Spirotrichea; Sporadotrichida; Oxytrichidae. The record is from the annotation of a GenBank genome assembly.
AUGAUCCACAUAUAAUAGCACAGAGGAUACUCAAAUAGCCUUACAACUCUAGAGAACUUGCUUUAAAUCCCCACAUAAUAGUAACCAUUUGAAUAAAACAAAUUUUUUGGAAGAAGAAGUAGCAACCGAAGCUAAUUUAAAAUAGCUGAAUAAACUUUCCAUACUAAUAAUCCCUAAACUAAUAAGAGUACUACUUUCAAGCCACAUGGCUAUAUUAAUUUUAAGGCCAAAAUAUCACCAGAAGAGAAGGAAGUAUAAAAAAUUACAAAACUUUAAAAAAUAAUGCUUCCUGAGAUCAAUAGGAAGUAACAAAUCACAUCUACUGAUACCAGGAAUUCUGGGUUAAAAUAGAUAGAGAGCAAGAAUUAGGAACAAAAUAUAAGAUAUAAAUAGAUUGAUAACUCCACUAUAUUAGCAGUGACUUCGGAAAAAAAGUAGAGUUUAUAAAAGCAUAAUAAUACUAGAGUAAAUCCUGAUUUGCUUUUCAGAUAGUUGAAAACAUCUAGAAAAUAUUAGACUGAUGAUCUUAAGCACUAUACAAAGCUGCAACUUGAAACUGUAACACUCUCUGCGAUUAUGUGUGAGAAAAAAUACUCAAGCAACCAGAUUUCAUCUCAUAAUUAAAAAAACUAAAGUACAUAGCUUGAUUCUAAGUUCCUUGGUAGUAUACAAUCAGCGAGCUUUGAAAAUCAGUCAUCUUUAAGUGUUUGUUCUACGAUAUGUAUGGAUUAAAUAUAAAUCGAAUAAGCUUAUGCUUUCCAUGAUCUCAAUAUGUAAAAUCGUGCUAAGAUGCUAGAUUGGAUGAUCUAAGUAUUUAGAGUUCUAAAUAAAAAUUUACUCAAGACAUAUAUUCUAGCCUCCUAAAUAAUGGAUAGAUAUUUUAUAAUGAAGUACUAGAAGAGAAUCAAAGUGCCAAAAUAUGAUUUGCAUAUUGUUGGGCUUAUUGCUAUAUUUCUUAGCUCAAAGUAUGAAGAUGUUCAUCCGAUUUCUAUGGAAUAGAUUUUGUUCGAGGCUGCUCACGGUAAAUUUGAUAAACAAGAUAUAAUUGAGAGAGAGCUUGAUGUAUUAUAAACUUUAGACUUCAAGCUCCAUUACACAAACUUUUAUGAGGAAGCUGUUCAAAAGUUUAAAAUAAUUACAGCUGCAACAGAUUAAUCAAAGCAUACACAAAUCUCAAAGUUGAUUGAGGAGGAAAUUCUGAAGUAUAUGCAAUUCUUUUGCUACCUAAUUAUCUAGGAGCCAGAGAUUCUUAUCAAUGAUAUUUCAGAUUUAAGCACUGCAAUACUCCUGUUAGCGAUUAGAAUUUCUAUAUAAAAAAAUAGAUAGAAAAUAUUCGAACAGUAAAAGUCAAAAUCAAACUUUUCAGAAGAUUUGGAGAUCUAUUUAACAACUUAAUAAAUCAAUGAAUGCAUAAAUCAAAAAGCAUUAGUUUCCACAUUAACUAAUGAAACUUAAACUUAGAUGACAUAGUUGAUCCAGCACAUUAUUAAAUAAAAUUUAACAUACUAAAAAAGAAAUCCUAAUUUAAAGAAUUUAUAGAGGAGCUUUCCGAAAUACAUUUCUGAAUCACAUCUGCAUUUGAUAAGUAAUUGCAGUGAUAACAUAAUGAAUUGA